AUGAGUGAAAUACUAAAUUUAUCAUAUGGACAGUACUCAAAUAAUAUAACAACUCAUCUAUAUAAUUAUCAGGAGUCACUAAUACCGUAUACGAAUGAACAAAAGCAACAACAAAAAAAUGACCUAAAUAUAUUCUUAUACAGAUCUUUACAACAAAAUAAAACAGUCAAUUAUUACCCAAGAUCCAUAAUAUUUGAAUUAAGAAGUGGGCUAGGCUCAUUAAAUAAAUAUGAAUACUCAGAAAGUAUGCCUAAUUAUGACAUGAAUAUAAUAAAUAAACCAAGCAUUACUAAAAAUGAAUACCAGAAAAGUCUUGAUACAGGUAAUUCAAAUUCCAAUUUAUUAAAUGUUACAAACACGAAAUAUUGGACUGAUUUCAAUAAAUUGAUUUAUGAUCCAAAAUCAUUAAUAACUACUCCAAACUAUAUACACAACUAUAAUCAGUUUGGUAGCCAUUACAAUAUUCCCAAUUUGAAAUAUGAAUUAUUCGAAAACGGAGUAGAAGAAUUUAAAAAUUGUGAAACUGAAGUUGAUGAAAAUUUCAGGUAUUGGUUAGAAAAAUGUGAUUUUUUACAAGGUCUUCAAGUGGGGACAAAUUUAAAUGAUUCUUGGGGUGGAUUCACUAACUCAAUGAUUGAAUUUGUUCAAGAUGAAUUUUUUAACAGUAAGGGGAAUUUUUGGAUUUAUGGAAAUUUCCUUGCUAAACCAAAAACAUCUUUGAGUAAAAUAUCCGAAAUUAAAACAUUUUUGGAGUGCUACAAGAAUUCAAAUUUAUUCUUUCCAAUAGCUCCAAAUUUGGACUCCCCAUUAAUCGAGUUAAAUAAAGAUUCAGUUUGGCAAACUUCUUGUAUUCCUUCCAUUUUUAUAAACUCAAUAUGGGGGUUAAAUAAUUCAAAAGAUGAUCCAAUUAAGAUGUAUGAAUUUUCUAGCUUAAUAACAAAAGGAGAUGAAUCAAAAAAAAUUAUAAAUGAGAUUAAAAUUGUGGAUGAUGGAGACUUUAACCAACCAAUUGAUAUAAAUUCAUUUGACAUAGACAAUUUUGAGAAUUUGGAACCAAGUAUUAAUUUAGGUAUAUCACUGUCACAAAUUGAAGUCAAGUAUUACUCCAAGAAUAUAAUUACUAAUCAAAUAGAUAUGGAGAUUGAUGAAACUAAUAUUUUUAAUAAUCCUACUAUAACAGAUAUACUAAAUGUUGAUACAUUCCCAAAAGUACUAAAAACAAGGCAAUUUCACGUUGAGUUUAAUAUUCAUUCUGGUAUUAAAACUUAUUUGAAAGACCAUAAAAAGUUUUUGCAAAGAGUUAGAUCAUUAAAUACAGAUACAAAGGAAGAAAUGAUUGAAGACAUAUCAAAUAUUAUCCUGAAUUAUUCAACUGGAUUUGAAUCAGAAGAUGAUGAAUUUUACGACUAG
Lodderomyces jiufengensis is the source of this 1410-nucleotide messenger RNA. RefSeq lists its product as uncharacterized. Bases 1 to 1410 code for a protein of 469 amino acids. The transcript has a single exon. Gene Ontology annotation, cellular component: cytoplasm. Gene Ontology annotation, biological process: mitochondrion distribution. The record is from RefSeq and is a predicted model, not a curated record. Lineage: Eukaryota; Fungi; Ascomycota; Pichiomycetes; Serinales; Debaryomycetaceae.